Molecule: messenger RNA, 873 nt
Organism: Vombatus ursinus (common wombat)
Lineage: Eukaryota; Metazoa; Chordata; Mammalia; Diprotodontia; Vombatidae
Gene: IAH1
Product: isoamyl acetate hydrolyzing esterase 1 (putative)
Exons: 6
Coding region: 42-806 (254 amino acids)
Molecular function (GO): hydrolase activity, acting on ester bonds
Source: RefSeq, a predicted model, not a curated record
ACCGGAAGCACAUCCGGGCUUAAGUGCUUUGACUGGGCAGGAUGUCGGGCUCUCUGGUGGAGGCAGUCGGAAGCGCUCUGCGCUGGCCCCAGGUGCUGCUUUUCGGGGACUCCAUCACCCAGUUUUCUUUCCAUCAGGGUGGAUGGGGAGCAUCACUGGCUGACAAGCUAGCCAGAAAAUGUGAUGUUCUAAAUCGUGGAUUUUCAGGUUACAACACCAGAUGGGGUAAAAUCAUUCUUCGAAGAUUAAUCAGGAAAAGUAGUAAUGCUGAAAAUGUCGUUGCAGUUACAAUUUUCUUUGGUGCUAAUGACAGUGCUUUAAAAGAUGAGAAUCCCCAGCAACACGUUCCAUUGGAUGAGUAUGCUGAGAAUUUAGAGAACAUGAUACAGUAUCUAAAGUCUGUAGAUGUUCCUGAAAGUAGAGUUAUUCUUAUAACACCACCUCCUCUUUGUGAAUCAGCUUGGGAAAAGGAGUGUAUUGCUCAAGGCAGCAAAUUAAAUCGAAUGAAUCUGGUUGUUGGAGAAUAUGCCAAAGCCUGUUUGCAAGUGGGCCAAAACUGUGGGACAGACGUCCUUGACCUGUGGACACUAAUGCAAAAGGAUAACAAGGACUUCUCUUCAUAUCUAUCAGAUGGGCUACAUUUAUCACCAAAGGGAAAUGAAUUUCUAUCAUCACAUCUUUGGCCUUUGCUAGAGAAGAAAGCAGCCUCACUGCCUUUCAUCCUUCCUCAAUGGCGGGAUAUAGGUGCAUUGAAAGAUGAUUACAGUCUUCUUGAACACCUUCUUCUAGGAGAUGGCGACCAUUAAUUAAUUACAUAAAAUAUGAGUUGGCAUUUGAUUUAUAAAGCAUUAAAGUGCCAAUGACAUUCUGUAA